CAAACCAACAACAACAUUUUUUGGCUUUUGGCUGUUAAAAUAAAAUCUUGUAUCGCACAUUGAAUCUUGUCCCUCAGAGUGUCGCAGGCUUAUUAGUGCCUGAAAUUUACCAUUGCCAAAGCUUCAGAACCAUCCAAAUUACUUCAAGUCUCUCCUCUCAUUUGUAACCACUUGCAACUUAUCGUAUUUGCCACAUAAAGUAUUGAUUCUAUCUCUAUCCCCUAAAAACGCAUGCCAUUAGAAGUAUAGUGAUUACUGGUACAUAAGUUUUCUCAGACUUCUUACUCUCUAAGAUGAAGAACUCACUACUCAGGUGUAGAUGUUUGAAAUUUGCAAAAGUGCCUCAUCUUUCUUUCAGCCAGUCAAGUCAAAAUAUUCUGAAUUCAGGGCCCUCACUCAUGAUCAAUGAUUCCGGAUCACAAACGGUUAAGAAAAAAAGAGGCAAAACUUCCUCUACAUUCUGUAUUCCUGUUUUGGAUACAAGUUUUAUUCAGGAGCUUUCUAGUGUAGUCGCUGUCAAUCUGCGGCUGGAUUCUAUCAGCUGGUCCAAAUUAUGCAGAAAAGACAAUCUCCUAUCAGACUGGGGCAUUGUCCAUUUACCCCAUGAUAUAAUUAGAAUGGAUCCUAUUAAACUUUUUGAACUGCUCCAGAGUAUUUAUGAAAAACUUCCAACUGCAGAUAUUUACGUCAUGGAACAAAUCAAACAGAGACAGGGCUCCAAAAAUCCUGGCACGAAUGUAGCUUUUAUGAUGAGAUUACAAAUAUUGUCAAUGCUCAUCCCUAUGUUAUCUGCCAGGCGUCCUUCUCCUUUCAGUGAGGAAAAUGAUACCAGCGUCUCCAGGAUAGCACUUCUGAAGCCCUAUCUUGCUAGCAGAUUGUUCAAUCUCUUAGUUGCAGAUGAGCAAAUAGCAGUUGAGCCUAUUGUGAAAGAGAUGUUGAAUAAUGAGCCUUCCAGAACGCACUCUCCUUUGAAAAUUUCGGAUGAUGCUCGCCACUCGUAUCAAGGAGGCAGAUCAGCUUUCGACCGUGAAAACAUGGGUGUUGCUCUCCUCAUGAACGUCACUUUCAUGGAAUUACUUGUCUAUGCAAAUCCUAGCAGUCAUACAAUUUUAUUGAAGAAUUUUGAGGACUUUGUGAGGCGUUAAUGGUUUUGAGGUCAAAAAACACCUAGACUUGAGAAAGCCACUCAAUGAGAAAGCCUGUUUAAGAAUUUUUGGUAUGUGUUCUACUAUUUUGUUACUGUGUCUGAAAAUUACAUAGGUUAGAUGAUCUUUCUACAAUUUUUACCAUUUCUUUUUGUUGAAUUAUUUUUAUGUAUCAAAAAGUAACUGAAGAACUGAAAGAUCAAGUGAUCAUAACAACAUAUUAAUCCUGCAAGUCAUUUUCUUACAUUUUGUUGAUGGUAGGAUGAGUGCAAUGCCCUCUUUUAUCGAAUUUUCCUUAUAUUUAUUCACUUUAAUGAAGAGUAUUUGAUGCGUAGGUUUUGUUAAUGAUAAAAAAAAUCAAAUUUAAGAAAUUUUAGUUUUCAAUGGGGGGGGGGGGUGGAAUAGGGCAUAGAUACUCCCAUGAGAUCGCGAAAGACGUAAGUAUCAAACAUAUCUCCAUUUCCUCAUUUUGACGUGCAGGAAAAGAAUUUUGCUGACGUCAACCCUAAAUAAGUGUUGAUGCCCCAAAUCCAAGAUGGCAGCCAAAAUAUCUAUGCUGACUUAUAGUUUUUCAAUAAUUGGCCCAUAAGAGACAAGGAGUCCAAAGUCUGCUGGUCCUUUACAUGCCUGUAUUUGUAUAAGGAAUAUGUACCUGAUCUAAGUUCUCAAGGGGUUGUUCCCACUAUGAACUGGAACUUUUGAAGGAGCUUUUUGUGUCGAAAUACAAUCAUUGCAAGAA
Molecule: messenger RNA, 1884 nt
Organism: Bemisia tabaci
Lineage: Eukaryota; Metazoa; Arthropoda; Insecta; Hemiptera; Aleyrodidae
Biological process (GO): transcription elongation by mitochondrial RNA polymerase; mitochondrial transcription
Cellular component (GO): mitochondrial nucleoid
Molecular function (GO): DNA polymerase processivity factor activity
Source: RefSeq, a predicted model, not a curated record